Messenger RNA from Heterotrigona itama, 1250 nucleotides. The record is from the annotation of a GenBank genome assembly. Lineage: Eukaryota; Metazoa; Arthropoda; Insecta; Hymenoptera; Apidae.
AGAGAGAGAGAGAGAGAGAGAGAGAAAAGACGUUGUGAAAUCUAGUCUGAAAGCAAGAUUUACGAAAAUAAAUCCCAAAAUAAGAAAUAAGAGGAGGAGAUGAAGACGAUAUCGAUAUCAGUGAUGUGUAGUUGCGCGCUAUUGUUAACGACAGCUGCGAGCAAUAUUAGCGAACAAUGCAAGAUUCGCGAAUCGACAACAGUCGAUUGCCACUGCACCGGAAGCGAGGAAUUUUCCCUGCCGGAAGGCUACAACUAUGAAAACGUGACGAGUAUACAGAUCGCAUCCUGCAACAUCGCGAAUCUUCAUUUCUCCAGCUUGACAGAAGCGAGCCAAAUAACAGAGAUAAUCGUGCAAAAUAUCAGCGACCGUUUGAUCUUCGAACUGUUUCUAACAUCGAAAAAAUUGAGACAACUCAGACUAUCGAGAAUCGGGCGAAUACCUGUAAUUACACGCGACACGUUCGUCAGAUUGGACAGCAUCGAAACGAUUCGAAUCGAAGACACGCGAAUCGAUCAUUUCGCAGAACGAUUCACCGACAUGGCAAUUACCAAUUUCUCAAUGAUCAACGUCACCAUCGAACGUAUCGAUCAGCUGAGUUUCUCCGCAAAGGGCGAAUCUCUGUAUAUUAAGAACAGUGAAUUUCAAAAUGUCACUGGCCCGUUGAAUUUCGCUUACUUCUCCAGCGUGCAGAUCCUUCAUUCGAAGUUCCAAUUGGAAAAGCCCGGUUACAUAUUGAUCGAAGGUGACAUCGUCUAUAUCGAGAACUGCGUUUUCUCCAACUCGAGCGCAAACGUGGUCGCAGCGGAGAGCAUCUGGAUAAAUGGCACUUGCGCAGAUGGCAAGAGCUCUAUGAGACUCUCGUCAAACGACAUUAAAAGCGUGAACAAUCGACUGCCGACUGAGAUCAUUUACACGAAGAAUAAAGAUGAAUCGGAACGUUUCUUCAAUCGUAAUAACACAGUGUGUAUCGCCGGAAACUGCAAAUGUCCGAAAAGCAGCGGUCAAAAUACGCAUUUAACGAGUUCGUUUCGCGCACACGCUUUGCAAUUUCUCGUACCAGUCGUUCUCUUAUCGACAUUGUUCUACUCGUUUUAGUCGUUCAAAACUCAGUCAAUGAAUUUUGACAGUUUGACGCGAAAUAAUUAUAAGGAAUUUAUAAAAUUUUACUUUUCUGCCAAUAAGAAUGUACGUAUGUACAAAAAUGAGCAUAUACAGCAGUUUUGAAAUGAAUAUAUUCUACGUACAAA